This is a messenger RNA of Morone saxatilis (striped sea-bass), 530 nucleotides long. Its product is annotated as cytochrome c oxidase subunit 4 isoform 2, mitochondrial-like. Lineage: Eukaryota; Metazoa; Chordata; Actinopteri; Moronidae. The record is from RefSeq and is a predicted model, not a curated record. Gene Ontology annotation, biological process: mitochondrial electron transport, cytochrome c to oxygen.
UGUACCGGAUGACGUUCUGUCAGACCUACGCAGAGAUGAAGCAGCCGUCAGAAGAGUGGAAAACUGUCAUUGGGGGUAUCUUCUUCUUUCUGGGCUUCACUGGCCUGGUGGUCUGGUGGCAGGCACUCUACGUCUACCCCGAGCGCCCCAGGACCUUUACCGACGAGUGGAAGGCCAAGCAGCUGAAGAGGAUGCUGGACAUGAGGAUCAACCCGGUCGAGGGCUUCGCGGCCAAGUGGGACUACGAGAAGGGCCAGUGGAAGUAAAGAGACUGCGGCGGAGGUGGCAUAGAGUCUGGACCCUUCAACCUCAGACCACUGUGAAGCUGCUGCUGAAGUCAGGCUCAAUCUGAAUGUUGUAUUACAACUAUCAAAACCACUAGAAAGAAAGAUUUAUCCACUGUCCAUAUCUCUGGGGUCUUUUUGACUCUGUGCCACCUGCGGCUCUCAGUCAGACACCUUCUGUCACCGUCCUGUUGUAACCAUAUAAUAAUAAUAAUAAUAAAGUUUUGCUUAUGUCUCUGUCGGGCA